This is a messenger RNA of Lottia gigantea (owl limpet), 2017 nucleotides long. RefSeq lists its product as hypothetical. The coding region runs from base 1 to 1941 and encodes 646 amino acids. NCBI's taxonomy places the organism in Eukaryota, Metazoa, Mollusca, Gastropoda, Lottiidae. Gene Ontology annotation, biological process: transmembrane transport. Gene Ontology annotation, molecular function: D-glucose:sodium symporter activity. The record is from RefSeq and is a predicted model, not a curated record. The transcript is spliced from 15 exons. Gene Ontology annotation, cellular component: plasma membrane.
AUGGCCGCGGAUGCUAUUUGUACGAAAAUUAGUGCAACGGCAAAUUUGCACUGGGCAGAUAUUUUGACCAUUACACUGUAUUUUGUUGUGGUUUUUGUAGUAGGAUUACUAGCUACCUUCAGAGCAAGUCGUAACCAAGAUGCCAGUGGGUAUUUUUUGGCGGGAAAAUCUAUGACGUUUUUUCCGAUAGGUGCCAGUAUAUUUGCCAGUAAUAUUGGAGCACCAGUUUUUGUUGGUUUAUCUGGUACUGCUGCAGCUUCUGGUAUUGGUGGUAUGAUAUUCGAAUGGCAUGCUAUACCAUUUAUACUGAUGUUAGCAUGGAUUUUUGUUCCUGUUUUCACGGCCUCUGGGGUAUAUACCAUGCCCGAGUAUUUAAAGAAACGUUAUGGUGGAACAAGAUUAAGAGUAUAUUUAUCUGUUUUAUCAAUUGUACUAUAUAUCAUUACCAAAAUAUCGGUAGAGAUGUAUGCUGGUGCUGUAUUUGUUCAAAUGUUAUUAGGUUGGAGUAUGUAUGCUUCUGGUAUCCUCGUUCUGGUUUUCUCUGCUGCUUUUACUAUGACUGGAGGAUUAACAGCUGUAAUAUUUACAGAUACUCUACAGACAAUAGUAUUAACAGUUGGUGCUCUAGUUCUGUUAUUUACAGGUUUGAGUGAAAUUGGUGGAUAUGAUUAUUUACAAAGUAAAUACAUGCAAGCUGUACCUAAUACAACAUUGUAUGGUAAUACAACUUGUGGUGUUCCUAGACCAGAUUCAUUCAGUGUUCUCAGAGAUCCUCUAACAUCCGACUACCCGUGGCCUGGUACUCUUAUAUUUAAUAUACCUAGUGAUAUCUGGUUCUGGUGUUCUGAUCAGAUAAUGGUACAGCGAAGUUUAUCAGCUAAAAAUCUAUCACAUGCUAAAGGCGGCUCUGUUGUAGCAAGUUAUUUAAAGAUUUUACCAUUCUUUUUAUUUGUAAUACCGGGUAUGAUCGCUAGGAUAUUGUAUCCAGAUGAAAUAGCCUGUGCAGAUCCUGAUAUAUGUUCAUGUAUUUGUGAUAAUCCUGCAGGCUGUUCGAAUAUAGCCUAUCCUUUAUUGGUAUUGAGGAUUCUGUCACCAGGUUUACGAGGUCUGAUGUUAGCUGCACUAUUUGCUGCUGUGAUGAGUACCUUGACAUCUGUAUUUAACAGUGCCAGCUCUAUCUUUACAAUGGAUCUAUGGAGAAGAUGUAGAAAGCAUGCUAAAGACUGGGAACUGUUAUUAGUUGGAAGAUUAGUAGUUCUAGUUCUUGUAGGACUAUCUAUAGUAUGGAUACCUAUCAUGCAGGCAGCUCAAGGUGCCCAACUAUGGCAGUAUUGGCAAGGGAUGAUGAGUGCUGUUGGUCCGCCAUGGGCAAUGGUGUUUAUCAUGGGAUUCUUUUGGAAAAGAACAUCGGAACAGGGAGCAUUUUAUGGAAUGUUAGCAGGACAAGCACUAGGUUUUGUCAGAUUAAUAAUGUCCUUUGUUCUUCCUGCACCACCAUGUGGUACUCCAGAUGAUCGACCAUAUUUUCUUAAAAUACACUUCCUAUAUGUGGCUGCUAUGGAAACAGCAGUAGCUGGUAUUAUUAUGGUCAUUGUCAGUUUGAGAACCAAAACCAGACCAAAAUCUAAGUUACAUCGUGUUACAUGGUGGACAAGAAAUGAUGAUGAAAUGCCCGAAUUAACUGAUGAUGAAGAUGAUAAUGCCAAUGAAGAUUAUAAUCCUGUACAAAUUAGGAAAGAACGCAGUGCUUGGGUAAGAAGACUCAUGGUUUGUUGUGGUAUGCCUGAUGAUAGACCUGUCAGAAGAAGUCCAGAAGAAAUUAAAGCUAUGCAAGAAAAAAUGUUCUCGAUCAAAGAAAGUCCGAAAUGGAGAUCCUUCCUGGAUAUAAAUGGUGUCAUUCUUAUAGCUAUUACUGCUUUUAUCAUCGGUUUUUAUCAUUAAAAUACAACUUGACUAUAGUGUACUUUAGUUCUUUAUGAUACAAUAUUACUAGUAAGAAUAAAUUUUUUCUACGUUA